AUGCCUCAGUCCGCCGCCACCGCCGGCGCCGCCGCCUUCGUCUUCCCGGCCGUCGCGGUCCCCUGCCGCGUGCUUCCUCAACGGCGGGCGAGGAGCCUCGCCGUCCGCGCCGUCGCCUCCCCUCCAGCCUCCACGGUCAAGCCCGCCCCGCCGCCCUCCAAGACUGGGAAGUGGGAGUGGAAAUUCGAGAAUAAGCCGGUAAACAUAUACUAUGAGGAACAUGAGCAGGAGGUUGCUGAGAAUGUGAAGAACAUUCUCAUGAUCCCUACGAUCUCUGAUGUUAGCACAGUGGAGGAGUGGAGGGUGGUUGCCAAAGAUAUUGUUGGGCGAAAAGGAGAACUUGGCUACCGUGCUACUAUUGUUGAUUGGCCUGGUCUUGGUUAUUCAGAUAGGCCAUCACUGAACUACAAUGCUGAUGUGAUGGAGAGCUUUCUGGUUGAACUAAUAAAUUCACCAAACAGUCCAGUGGCAAAUGCAGAUGAUGAGCUGGUCAUUGUUGGAGGUGGUCAUGCAGCAACAAUAGCAAUUCGUGCAGCUGGUAAGGGCCUUAUAAGACCAUCUGCUGUUGCUGCUGUUGCACCUACUUGGGCUGGACCCCUUCCCAUCGUAUUUGGCCGAGGUUCUGAUAUGGAAACAAGAUAUGGGCUUCUACGAGGAACCCUCAGGGCUCCAGCCCUGGGCUGGAUGAUGUACAAUGUUCUGGUGAGCAAUGAAAAGUCGAUCCAAUCUCAGUACAAAUCCCACGUCUAUGCCAACCCUGACAACGUGACGCCUGAUAUCAUCGAGAGCCGAUACGAGUUAACCAAAAGAAAAGGCGCACGGUUCGUCCCUGCGGCCUUCCUGACAGGCCUCCUCGAUCCUGUCCAAUCAAGGGAGGAAUUUCUGCAGUUGUUUGCCAAGUUAGACGGAGAUGUGCCAAUUCUGGUGGUGUCAACGCUCAAUGCUCCCAAGAGGUCCAAGGCUGAGAUGGAGGCUCUCAAGGGCUCUAAAGGCGUGACAAAGUUCGUGGAGGUUGAAGGCGCUCUUCUACCGCAGGAAGAGUACCCCUUGGCAGUCGGGGAGGAACUCUACAGCUUCCUUCAGGAAUCAUUCGCAACAAGAAGAUGA
This is a messenger RNA of Miscanthus lutarioriparius, 1107 nucleotides long. The record is from the annotation of a GenBank genome assembly. NCBI's taxonomy places the organism in Eukaryota, Viridiplantae, Streptophyta, Magnoliopsida, Poales, Poaceae.